AUGAUAAAAGAAAUACAGUCAGUGAUGGAGGGAGAUUCUGUUACUCUAAACAUUGAUUUUACUGAAAUAGAUGACAUGGUGGACGACAUAGUGUGGACAAUUGGAGAUGAAAAGAGUUGUAUAGCUAAACAUAACAAAAAGAAGCAAACUAUUUCCAUAUAUGAUGAUGUUCUUGACGGGAGAUUCAGAGACAGACUGAAGCUGGACAAUCAAACUGGAUCUCUGACCAUCAUGAACAUCUCAACUCUACACGCUGGAGUUUAUAAAGUAGAUCUUAGUGGACGUCAACUGACAUCAAAAACAUUCAAUGUUUCUGUCUAUGCUCGUCUGCCUGUUCCUGUCAUCAGCAGGAACUCUUCACAAUGUUCAUCAUCUUCAUCCUCAUCAUCGUCUUGUUCACUGCUGUGUUCGGCGGUGAACGUGGGUCAUGUGACUCUCUCCUGGUACAAAGGAAACAGUUUAUUGUCCAGCAUCAGUGUGUCUGAUCUCAGCAUCAGUCUCUCUCUACCUCUGGAGGUGGAACAUCAGGAUAAAAACACCUACAGCUGUGUGAUCAACAACCCCAUCAGAAACCAGACUCAACACAUCAACGUUACUCAGCUCUGUCAGCCAUGUCCAGCACUGGACUCGCAUUCUCCUUCACAAGACGACUCACUUCCAAUACUGUUGAUCUCUGCUGGAUCUCUGUUCGUUUUAGCACUAAUUACAAUCUCCUGCAUCUACAGCAAACGUAAAAGAGCCGAUCAAGAAGUUCAGACUUGUAUUGAAGAAAUAACGUAUGCAGAGACAACAUUCUUCAAAAGAAAAUCACGCAGAUUGAAAAUCGGAGAGGAGACUCAUGUGGACUAUGCAUCUGUCGUCAUAUGAUUAAACAAAGACGUUUUCAUCGGUUCAACUCUUUAGACACCCUCAGAUGGUAGAGCUCUCAAGCUGGUACGAAUCAAAAAACAACCGCCGCAGCACAUUUACAUGAACGACGAAUAAGAAUCAUACAAGCUAGCUUUGAAAGCUUUCUGCUAAUCACUCUCCAAAGCCAUGCUU
Puntigrus tetrazona (Sumatra barb) is the source of this 1041-nucleotide messenger RNA. RefSeq names its product SLAM family member 5-like. NCBI's taxonomy places the organism in Eukaryota, Metazoa, Chordata, Actinopteri, Cypriniformes, Cyprinidae. The record is from RefSeq and is a predicted model, not a curated record. The transcript has 5 exons. Bases 1 to 867 code for a protein of 288 amino acids.